Molecule: messenger RNA, 2121 nt
Organism: Cyphellophora europaea CBS 101466
Lineage: Eukaryota; Fungi; Ascomycota; Eurotiomycetes; Chaetothyriales; Cyphellophoraceae
Exons: 2
Coding region: 1-2121 (706 amino acids)
Source: RefSeq, a predicted model, not a curated record
AUGGCAGACACGAACGGGGAUGCAUCGCAUGUAAAAGGAGGCAGAGAAAGCUCUCUACAUCUCGGGAAGCGCAAGCGCUCGUCCUCGCCGGAGAAGAGAGUGCAGGUCAACGGUCAGGGUGCCUCAGGCUUGCAGAACUCGCUGAUCACGGUGCUCGAGCAAACACAAAAAUCAGAUAUGCUCACGGCCUUUUUACGUUCUCCCAUACCUACUGGAUCGACUCAGAAGCCUAAUGCGAAACGUGCACGCCUCAGCUCUACCGAGUCCGAGCCUGACACCAUUGAACAUCGUAUUCUUUCUGGUAUCUAUCAGUCCAAAGAGGGUAUCUUGGAAGAUGUCGAGCUUGUCCGCAAUGCUGAGCCUCAGGCUUUGCAGAAUGGCACCGUCAACGGUGACCUACUCGAGAGGCCUCCGAGCGCCUCGGAUGAUGUCGCUCACCAGCUGAUCCAACUCUUAUCAUCGUCCCAGGCCAUCACGUCUCCCAGGAGGUCUGUGGAACCCUCUAUACCUAGCCGCCAUGCAGGCCAAAUUAUCAUGCUACGCAGUGCAACCGAGAAGGGUGUGUCCAUGCUCUAUUCCGGCCUACAAUCAGACAGCGCCGAAGAAAAGGAUCUGACCAAAGAUGGUCGGCGACUCCCAAAUGGAUUUGAUCUUGCCGAGCCGGCAACUAUGGACGCCAAUGUCCUUGCUCCGUCCAAGCAGAUUCGCAACUUCGGGGACGUAUUUGGGCCCCAUCGGAACACGAAGGCUUUAGAGAUGCCCCGAUCUCGCCCCACCUUCAGAAGCAAUACUCUGAGCUUUAGCUCCCACCAGGUUCCCAAUCGACCAGCACCUGUCAAUCGACCAGAUUACAAACACCAGCAGCUUCAAACAGACUCAUGGCUGACAUAUGCUGGGGUGCAUAAACUGGGCGAUGACGAUCCGAGCCGGCGUUACAGAGACAAGAAUGCUGUAGCCCACGACUUUCGAGCUGCAUUAAUCGCCAACGACGUCACUGUCAAUCAGUCUGACGAGACUCUGGGUCUUUUCAAGAAGGCAUUCUCUUCGUUUGCGCCUACAUCGGAUAGUACAACAUCGUUAAUUUCCGCCCAUGAUCGACAGCGUGAAUGGUGGCGCAAGCAUGGAACUCCACGGAUUCGCAAAAUCUUCAGCUCGAAAUACCCCGACCCUGAAGAGGCUGAUACCGUUGUGCCCAGUGAGCAAGGAGAGGGUGAUGAGUUCGCAGGAGUUAUCGACUACGUUCCAACUGAGGCCGAAGAAGCAUUGCCCGACGAGGUCUACCCCGAAAGCAUUGAUGAGGUCUUGGAUGAGAUUUCUCAACUACUGGAGACGGUGCAUUCUUACCAGAGGAUGCGAUCUUUGGAGAGUCGGCCAUCUGCCGACGCCACAAAACCGUCUACGGGUGAAUUCGACACGUACGAGUUGCUCCGAUCUCAGCUAGCUAUUCUGAUCGCCUCGGUUCCUCCAUUUGCUGUUUCGAAGCUAGACGGCGAUAAGCUCUCCGAUCUCAACAUUUCGACCAAUGUUAUGGUCAAUUCCGUUGACUAUCGUGGAACAAUGCAGCCAGACGACUUUACACUGUCGAAAUAUCGGACAGCACACCAAUCUGCUGCCACGCGCAUGCCACAGGUUGCAACUCCAAAUGCUCGAACACCAUAUCCUGCGCAAAAUAACGUAACGCGCUAUGGGGCGAACUUGCAAAGCUAUGCACACAACCUGGGUCUGCAAGCUCAAUACGCUCAGCGCCAGGCUCAGCAAUAUUCAACCCCUCAAAACAUCCAGCGUAACUACCAGACAUAUCAACAAGCUGGUAGCUAUUCCGCCCAGCCAAACUUGCAGCAGUUUCAGCGACCGGGGGUGAACGGCUUUGGUGGAUGGUCCAAUGCCAAUAGUACGCCACAGACCAGCUUUGCACAAUCGCCCUCGCAGCCGGGCUAUCAGCAACGAGCGCAGCAGCAGCCGGCAGUGUUUGGUGGCCAGUCCCCCUCCAGACCGAUGGCCAACGGGCAAAUAACAUACCAGAACACACCGUACCAACGGCCGCAAGUUGCCACGCAGCAGAAUUUUUCGCCCGUGCCGCAGCAGACUAUGCAGACAGGGGUCACCAAUGGUGGUCAGUAG